AGUGUAGAGGUGGCAGGUAGCCUAGUGGUUAGAGUGUAGAGGUGGCAGGUAGCCUAGUGGUUAGAGUGUAGUGGUGGCAGGUAGCCUAGUGGUUAGAGUGUAGUGGUGGCAGGUAGCCUAGUGGUUAGAGUGUAGUGGUGGCAGGUAGCCUAGUGGUUAGAGUGUAGAGGUGGCAGGUAGCCUAGUGGUUAGAGUGUAGAGGUGGCAGGUAGCCUAGUGGUUAGAGUGUAUAGGUGGCAGGUAGCCUAGUGGUUAGAGUGUAGAGGUGGCAGGUAGCCUAGUGGUUAGAGUGUAGUGGUGGCAGGUAGCCUAGUGGUUAGAGUGUAGUGGUGGCAGGUAGCCUAGUGGUUAGAGUGUAGAGGUGGCAGGUAGCCUAGUGGUUAGAGUGUAGUGGUGGCAGGUAGCCUAGUGGUUAGAGUGUAGUGGUGGCAGGUAGCCUAGUGGUUAGAGUGUAGAGGUGGCAGGUAGCCUAGUGGUUAGAGUGUAGUGGUGGCAGGUAGCCUAGUGGUUAGAGUGUAGUGGUGGCAGGUAGCCUAGUGGUUAGAGUGUAGAGGAGGCAGGUAGCCUAGUGGUUAGAGUGUAGAGGAGGCAGGUAGCCUAGUGGUUAGAGUGUAGAGGUGGCAGGUAGCCUAGUGGUUAGAGUGUAGAGGUGGCAGGUAGCCUAGUGGUUAGAGUGUAGAGGUGGCAGGUAGCCUAGUGGUUAGAGUGUAGAGGUGGCAGGUAGCCUAGUGGUUAGAGUGUAGAGGUGGCAGGUAGCCUAGUGGUUAGAGUGUAGAGGUGGCAGGGUAGUCUAGUGGUUAGAGUGUAGAGGUGGCAGGUAGCCUAGUGGUUAGAGUGUAGAGGUGGCAGGUAGCCUAGUGGUUAGAGUGUAGAGGUGGCAGGGUAGUCUAGUGGUUAGAGUGUAGAGGUGGCAGGUAGCCUAGUGGUUAGAGUGUAGAGGUGGCAGGUAGCCUAGUGGUUAGAGUGUAGAGGUGGCAGGUAGCCUAGUGGUUAGAGUGUAGAGGUGGCAGGUAGCCUAGUGGUUAGAGUGUAGAGGUGGCAGGUAGCCUAGUGGUUAGAGUGUAGACGUGGCAGGUAGCCUAGUGGUUAGAGUGUAGAGGGGGCAGGUAGCCUAGUGGUUAGAGUGUAGAGGUGGCAGGUAGCCUAGUGGUUAGAGUGUAGAGGUGGCAGGUGGCAGGUAGCCUAGUGGUUAGAGUGUAGAGGUGGCAGGGUGGCCUAGUGGUUAGAGUGUAGAGGUGGCAGGUAGCCUAGUGGUUAGAGUGUAGAGGUGGCAGGUGGCAGGUAGCCUAGUGGUUAGAGUGUAGAGGUGGCAGGUAGCCUAGUGGUUAGAGUGUAGAGGUGGCAGGUAGCCUAGUGGUUAGAGUGUAGAGGUGGCAGGUAGCCUAGUGGUUAGAGUGUAGAGGUGGCAGGUGGCAGGUAGCCUAGUGGUUAGAGUGUAGAGGUGGCAGGUAGCCUAGUGGUUAGAGUGUAGAGGUGGCAGGUAGCCUAGUGGUUAGAGUGUAUAGGAGGCAGGUAGCCGAGAGAGUAGAGUGUAGAGGUGGCAGGUAGCCUAGUGGUUAGAGUGUAGAGGUGGCAGGUAGCCUAGUGGUUAGAGUGUAGAGGCGGCAGGUAGCCUAGUGGUUAGAGUGUAGAGGAGGCAGGUAGCCAAGUGGUUAGAGUGUAGAGGUGGCAGGUAGCCUAGUGGUUAGAGUGUAGAGGUGGCAGGUAGCCUAGUGGUUAGAGUGUAGAGGUGGCAGGUAGCCUAGUGGUUAGAGUGUAUAGGAGGCAGGUAGCCUAGUGGUUAGAGUGUAGAGGUGGCAGGUAGCCUAGUGGUUAGAGUGUAGAGGUGGCAGGUAGCCUAGUGGUUAGAGUGUAGAGGUGGCAGGUAGCCUAGUGGUUAGAGUGUAGAGGUGGCAGGUAGCCUAGUGGUUAGAGUGUAGAGGUGGCAGGUAGCCUAGUGGUUAGAGUGUAGAGGUGGCAGGUAGCCUAGUGGUUAGAGUGUAGAGGUGGCAGGUAGCCUAGUGGUUAGAGUGUAGAGGAGGCAGGUAGCCUAGUGGUUAGAGUGUAGAGGAGGCAGGUAGCCUAGUGGUUAGCGCGUUGGACUAGUAACCAAAAGGUUGCAAGAUUGAAUCCCCGAGCUGACAAGGUAAAAAUCUGUAAUUCUGCCCCUGAACAAGAUGAAACAUCUUCACACCUAGAACAGCCUCCAGGCUUCCAUCAUAACGGUCCAUUUUGAAAGAGAGAAAAAAAUAAUUACCCGGGGGGGCAGUUAGGUAAAUCUAAUCCAGUCUGAAUCAUCCUCUGGAAAAACAGACAUGCUGUGGUAAUAAUUACAUAACCAAUGUUCCAAUAGUAUUACAGUUGUAUAGUAAUCCUGUGGGAAUAGGGUUUAGUGAUGUUUAUAUAGAAUAAUAGGGAGGAUGAACCUUCAUGAAUCCUGCCCCUUUUCAAGUAUCUCAACCCAUAGUUUUCCAGGCUCCGGAAGCUGCCUUACAACGGGGCCCCAUCUCUCCAGCUCUGUAUUUCAGUCACUGUGUCUUAGAGUGUGUCUACUCUCCAUCCACUGUCUAAAUGACUCUCCCUGAUCCCCCCAGGUGACUUUCCCUGGUUCCUCUGGACUUAUACUGUGUCUUUGUGCCAUUGUGGGUUUUUAAGCAAAUACACUGUUCAUUGAUCACAUUUCCUGACUGAACCUUAGAAUAACUUCAGAUCACAUGAUGAUAAUCACAAAUUGUAGCAGGAAUUAUAUACAGUCAUUUCAUUCAGCAAACUUUAGGAUGAUCAUUGACAGCAUUAGAUAUAAACAUGGCACGAGUAUUGCACUACACAUCCAAACGUGGAGUUUUUCCUGUUUUAUUUUUUGUUUUGUUUUUAUGCAAAAAUGAGUCAUGUUCAGCUGGUGAAAUGUUGUUAGGGUAUCUGCGAGGUUUGUGAUACAAAUGGUGGGCAAUUAAUUCCCCUGACCCUUCCAAUCUCCCGUCACCUGUGACACAUGACUAAUUAGUGCCCACCGUUGAGAGGGGGGUCCAGGUGGGGUGCUGCUCACCUGAUUGUUGGGGUGACCUGCUGGGUUGCAGUUUUCAGCUGCCAUGGCUGUGUCGUGUCUGCGUCAUGAAGACGGGUGCACCAUCAAACCAUUAGCAGGUGGGCACACAAAUACACACAGCUCUACAGGGCUAAUUAGCUGGGUCACUAUUGGCAUCCACAGCUCUAUCUGGACCAUCAAAGGAAACCUUUUAUAUUUAUACUUUUGCCCGAGAGACAAGGUGCAACAGAAAUGAAAAGUUCACAUGAGGAAAAAAGGCCCAGCUUUGAGUUGAGCGAGUGAGAGCUGCUUGAUUUCCCUCAAGAGCAGCUCCUAUUUUCCUCAUGUCUCUCCCAAUGGAGGAAAUCAAUCACAUGAUACUUAUUGAGAGUGUGACCUUUGACCUUGAGAGUACCACCCCUGUUCAUUAGGAAACAAUUGAGAGCAUCUUUCCUCUCCAAAUUGAGUGGGUUUGAGGGAUAGGUAUUUGAACUGGCGAUCCUCCUUAUUAUGGAUGACGUCUGAAAUCUCUGCUUACAGCUGACUUACUCAUCCCCACGUCAUCCCACCUCUGCACUGAGGAGAAGAGUGGCAGGAUGGUGGAGAUGUCGAUUCUCAAUGUGCGGGAGUAGAGUUCUGAUUUAUUUUGUUGACGUGUGUGUGUGUGUGUGUGUGUGUGUGUGUGUGUGUGUGUGUGUGUGCGCACGUGUGUGCAUGCUUGAGAGUGAGAGAAAGAGAGAGAACAGGAGAUAGAAAGAGAGAGAGAAUGGGAGAGAGAAUGAUAGGGAGAAUGGGAGCGAGAGACCAAGAGAGAAAUGGAUAAUGCCUAUAGUUGUGUAUAGUUGUUUUAACCAUUAACUAUAUCAAACAGUACAUAUUCUAAUAGCCAUAUUCCAAAGGAGAUAUAUUCAGUUAUGUCUCUUUGGAUGAUUUUCAUUUCAGUCCUCCUAAAACAAUAGUCUGGGGAAAUCAGAUAUCACCCCACUUGGGACCUUAUAAAACCAAUGGAUUACUUUCUUUAGUAAACAGACCCUCAGUGCUGGCUGAUGUUGAAAAUACUCUUGAUUGGAAUUGUGCCUUCUUAAUGGCACAAUGAUGUUUACAUAGGUCUGUGUUAAAAGCUGAAACUCGAUACGUGUUCCUAAGGGUCAAUAAAAAUCAUGGCCAAAUAGAGCAUCAUUACCAUGGUCCCUACUGCAAUUCAGCUCUGAAUUAGGCUCUGACUAUAGAAAUUGGAAAUUGUUUGUUAAAAGGUCACACAUAAUGAAGCUUCCGUUUAUGACCAAGUGAGAACGAGGUAUUAUUAGAGAUCUCUGUCAACACAGGAGGCAGAUAUUACAUCUGAUGCAAUAUCUAGUUCUACCCGUUGACUCUGCAUUUUCCAUGCAUGUCAGAUAGCCUGAGUUUAGUGUAGAAUAUAGAUUGGUGUACCUCCACCCCCUUGUUAACUCAAAGCAGAGGAGGGCGUUGUAGCGAUCAACCUCUCAGCCUCCUUAACGCUGGGUUCAUUUCACUCAUCCAGGGAACCUCACAGGAAGCCUCCUUUAAGCCCAUAUUCAUCAGGUUCAAUUUGAUUUAUUUUUUAUUUUACCUUUAUUUAACCAGGCAAGUCAGUUAAGAACUAAUUCUUAUUUUCAAUGACGGCCUAGGAACAGUGGGUUAACUGCCUGUUCAGGGGCAGAACGACAGAUUUGUACCUUGUCAGCUCGGGUUUUUUUAACUUGCAACCUUCUAGUGACUAGUCCAACACUCUAACCACUAGGCUACCCUGCCGCUACCCUGAAGAGAAAGAAGUGUUUGGUCUGUUCGACCCAGUGGAUAAUGCAGUCUCUCCAACAUGGUGAAAUGAUAGGUUUUAACUAACGAUUCCUAACACCACCAGUUAUUGGUGGGUACUUGACCUCACUCCCACGCUAUUGAUUUUGAGAUGCCUGGGUAAUUCAUUUGAAAACUGGGCUGCUGUUGGGGAAAGCAACUAAAUGAUAGUGUAGCAAUGAUGAGAUCUCAUUUCAUGGGCAGUGAACUAGACGUUGUGUAGGGAUAUCUAAGGGUCAACUUGGUCUCAUAAUAGAACAAUAAAGAAAUUCAGAUUCGCAACAGCCUAGUUUACAGUAAAUGCAAUCGCAUGUUAGGAUAAGGUUAGGUUCAGGCAUGCUAGCGAUUGGUUAAUGCAAUGGUUAGGCGAUUGGUUAAUGCAAUGGUUAGGCGAUUGGUUAAUGCAAUGGUUAGGCGAUUGGUUAAUGCAAUGGUUAGGCGAUUGGUUAAUGCAAUGGUUAGGCGAUUGGUUAAUGCAAUGGUUAGGCGAUUGGUUAAUGCAAUGGUUAGGCGAUUGGUUAAUGCAAUGGUUAGGCGAUUGGUUAAUGCAAUGGUUAGGCGAUUGGUUAAUGCAAUGGUUACGCGAUUGGUUAAUGCAAUGGUUAGGCGAUUGGUUAAUGCAAUGGUUAGGCGAUUGGUUAAUGCAAUGGUUAGGCGAUUGGUUAAUGUAAUGGUUAGGCUAAAAGAUAAAAAACAAAAACACCUGGAUUCAAACAGCAUCGGCCCAUUUGAGGAUAUUCCAGUAUGCUUGUUUCAUUAGAGUAACGAUAUUGGGACAAGUGACAAAUAUGUCUCAGUGCUGCCAUCCCUGUCAUGGCCACCCAAAGUACAUGCUCUAAACUAAUCUUGCCUGUGUGUGUGCUGUAUCGUGUGUAUGUAUAUAUGUGUAUCUGUACGCACGUGUGUGUGUGUGUAUGAGCAGCAGGAUGCACUCACUCCAGGUGGACUCGGUGCAGCGCUGGAUGGAGGACCUGCGUCACAUGACGGAGGUGGAGUGCAUGUGUGUUCUGCAGGCCAAGGCCAUUGGCGUGGAGGAGGAUGCGCAGGGUGAGCUCAUCGUGGCCACGCGGGACCACGUGGCCCGCGACAACCUGCAGACGCUGCUGCGGCGGGCGCUGGUGGUCAGCACGGAGCUGGGCAAGAUGUUCCAGCGGCUGGAGAAGGGCCGCUGGCAGCGGGUCCACAGCACGGCCGUCCGGGCCAACUGCCACGUGCGCUCGCUGGUGCAUGAGUAUAGCGCCGCCCGUAACACCCCCUCAGAGAUGCAGAAGUAUGAGAAGUCUUUGCUUGAGAAGUGCAUGGAGCUGACCACCAUAACAGAGAAAUGCCUUCAUACUGAGGACGAAUUCUUCCUGAAGUCCAUGAGGGAGGCCAUUAACGAGAUUCUCACCGAUGUCAGCGAUUCAUUCAGCCACAUGAUUGACAUGGCCCUGGCCAACGAGAUCCAGAUCCUGAUCAGGAAGAUUGAGUCGUCAGACAGUGUGUACACCAUAGGCAGUGACAUCAGCAACCUGCUCUCCCUCACCCAGGAUGGCCCACAGCUCUGCAGAAUCAUUGCUAAGGAGGGCGCUGUGGUGGCCCUGUUUAAGAUCUGCCGGCAGGACUGCUUCAGCGACCUUUACGCACACGCCCUGAGGGCGGUGGCCUCCAUAUGUUGUGUGGAGGAGGGCAUCAAUCAGCUGGAGAAGGUGGAUGGGAUCCUGUGCUUGGCGGACAUCCUGACCAAUGAGAACAGAGCUGAGUCGGCGAGGGCAGAGGCAGCGGCAGUGGUGGCCCAGAUCACCUCACCCCACCACACCUCCACCCAACACCUGGGCAGCUUCCUGGAGAGCAUGGAGGACAUUGUCACCGCUCUCAUCAAGUUGUGUGGGAGUGCCUCCUGUGGUGAGGUCUUCCUCCUGGCAUCUGCUGCCCUUGCCAACAUCACAUUCUUCGACAGCAUGGCCUGUGAGAUCCUCCUCCAGCUCAACGCCAUCCACAUCCUCCUAAAGGCAUGCAAAGACCGCCAGAGAGUUGAUACUCCCUACUCUAAAGACCAGGUGGUUACCAUCUUGGCAAACCUCUCUGUUUUGGAGCAGUCUGCACCUGAAAUUCUGCAAGAGAAAGGUGUUGAGAGACUGCUCCAGCUGCUGGGUGAGAAGCCGUCCUCCUCUAGUCCAUCGGAGGGCGCCGCGUGCGAGAGGGUCCAGCAGAAAGCCGCUGUCACACUGGCCCGUCUGAGCAGAGACCCGGACAUAGCCCAAACAGCCAUCCAGCUGCAAGGCUGCCCUGAGGAGGCUGGCAGCAGGGUGUCCAGACAGCAUCGAGGCCACCGACCACCAGCAGCUGAUCAAGCCCAGACUGGUGGACUCUUUCCUGCUGUGCUCCAACAUGGAAGAGAGCUUUGUAUGAGAAGAGAGCUUUAUAGGACGAUCCAGAGCGGAGGGGUUGGGUGCACAGGCACUGGAGGAGUCUCAGUGACCACUCACUCCAGCCUGAGACUUAAAAACACACAAGACAAAGGAGGGGUUGGGUGCACAGGCACUGGAGGAGUCUCAGUGACCACUCACUCCAGCCUGAGACUUAAAAACACACAAGACAAAAGGAGGGGUUGGGUGCACAGGCACUGGAGGAGUCUCAGUGACCACUCACUCCAGCCUGAGACUUAAAAACACACAAGACAAAGGAGGGGUUGCUGAAAUCAGUCCCUAUAUCCCAAAGCAUACAUUCUCGGAGUAUAAAAUACCGAAACUCGGGGACAUGUACAUGUUGGCAGCAUUCAUGAAAUCGUACUUAUUGGUUAUAAUUCCUCUCAUGAUAACAUUCAUAGUGUACAUGGGACCACCAUGCAUGAAAUAAAAAUAAUCAGUAUUUUGUGUCAGCUGCCAAUUUAAUGGGUUGUUCAAAUAUUAGAAACUACUAUUGUGUUCUGUUACUUACAGAUAAGAAUGUGUUUAAUGAGUUGUUGGUGGACAUACACUAUAUUCAAGGUAUUUGAUUACAUUAUCUCAUUUUGCUCUCUUGUUCAGGGGAGGUAAUAAUAUAGGUUACUGAUUUUAGUGUGCUGUUCUAAAGUAGGUUUCCUUGGAAACAAAGUGCUUUGAAAUCUAUAAUAUUGUAUCUGUAUUUCUUGCCUUGGAUCUAAAACAUUGUAUUUGCUACCAAGAAACAUACUGUAAAUGUGUUGUAAACCGCAAUCUCUAUUAAAUUACUAUUAUAAUGUGUGGCAAUGCA
Oncorhynchus keta (chum salmon) is the source of this 8032-nucleotide messenger RNA. Its product is annotated as protein inscuteable homolog. The transcript is spliced from 12 exons. The record is from RefSeq and is a predicted model, not a curated record. Gene Ontology annotation, cellular component: apical cortex. Gene Ontology annotation, molecular function: protein binding; cytoskeletal adaptor activity. Lineage: Eukaryota; Metazoa; Chordata; Actinopteri; Salmoniformes; Salmonidae. Bases 5734 to 7467 code for a protein of 577 amino acids. Gene Ontology annotation, biological process: asymmetric cell division; establishment of mitotic spindle orientation; apical protein localization.